CAUUGCGAGUAUAUUUACAGUAGGAACCGUCUGCUCUCGGCUGUCUGCUAGCCGGCUACAGUGGCAUUAAAGUAGUUAAAAUGUUGUGAAGACGUCGAACCUGAUGCUUCCUGUCCGGCAGCGGUCUGCCUCUGCACUGCCGCUACAUUUAGGUCACAAGCUGGCUGACAACACCUCUCUGGAUUUGCUGACCAGCGAGUCUCACUUCCUCUUUUUUACGGGACAGGUCUACUCGGUGCCAGCAGAGACAUCAUGAGACCUCGUUGUCACUUGCUGAGGAGCAGUUUGUUGUGAGCUGUGUUUCAGUGAAGCAGCUCGUCUGGAGUCAGGAUGGAGGUUUCGGGCAGAGCUGCAGCUACCUGCGUCCUGACGUUGUGUCUUAGCUGUUUGCACGUGAUCGCCCUCAAACCCCAACUUUUCACCAGACUUGGUGGGUCGCUUCACUCCACCCAGACCCCCAUCAGCUAUGACACGGUCUAUUUUGACCAGAAGAUCGAUCAUUUUGGAUUCCUUGAGGAUGGCACCUUCAAACAGAGAUACCUUGUGGCUGACAAACACUGGCAGCAGCCUGGAGGACCUAUUUUGUUCUACACUGGCAAUGAAGGCGACAUCACCUGGUUCUGCAACAAUACUGGCUUUAUGUGGGAAAUAGCGGAGGAGUUGGGCGCCAUGCUGGUUUUUGCAGAACAUCGUUACUAUGGAGAGUCCCUGCCAUUUGGACAAGACUCUUAUAGUGACAGCAAACACCUGAACUACCUAACCUCCGAGCAGGCCCUGGCAGAUUUUGCAACACUGAUUCAGAACCUGAAGACCACUUUACCUGGAGCUCAGCGCAGCCCUGUCAUCGCUGUCGGAGGCUCGUAUGGAGGGAUGCUCUCCGCCUGGUUCAGGAUGAAAUACCCCAAUAUAGUUGUUGGAGCUCUGGCAUCCUCCGCACCCAUUUGGCAGUUCCCUGGUAUGGUGCCAUGUGGAGACUUCUACAAAAUAGUAACACAGGACUUUGCCAGAAGUGGGCACAACUGUGACGCAAACAUCAGAAAGUCAUGGAAGGCUAUUAAAAAUGUCUCUUCCACUGCGUCUGGUCUUCAGUGGCUGUCGGAUGAGUUCAGUUUGUGCACCCCUCUCAAAAACAAGAAUGAUGCUGUCACCUUCAAGAACUGGCUUCAGGAGACUUGGGUGAAUCUGGCCAUGGUGGACUACCCCUACGAAGCUAACUUUCUCCAGCCUCUUCCUCGCUGGCCCAUCCAGGUGGUGUGCAAGUAUCUUGCUUUCGACUCCACUGUGUCGGACUACCAGCUGCUGCACGGCGUCUCCCAAGCAGCGAAGGUCUACUACAACUACACCGGAAGCUUUUCCUGUCUCAACACAUCUCAGACAGCAACCGGCAGCCUCGGUUUCCUCGGCUGGUAUUACCAGGCCUGCACAGAGAUGGUGAUGCCCAUGUGCACAGAUGGCGUCCAGGACAUGUUUGAACCUGAGGAGUGGAACUUCCAGGCCUUCUCUGAUGGGUGUAACGCCAUGUUUGGUGUCAGGCCGCGAGCUGACUGGGCGAGCACAGCCUACGGGGGGAAGGACAUCGCCUCUCACAGCAACAUCAUCUUCAGUAACGGAGGACUCGACCCAUGGUCGUCUGGUGGAGUGACUUACAACAUAACAGAUUCUCUGGUUUCAAUUAUGAUUCCUGAUGGAGCCCAUCACUUGGACCUCCGCUACAGCAAUGACCACGACCCGCCUUCAGUCCAUGCCGCCCGGGCGCUAGAGGUGAAGUAUUUUCGAGAGUGGAUCAGGAAGGCUAAAAAGACACCUCAAACUGCGUUAGGCCCCUAGUCCUUAAAGGCAGCACAAUGUUACGCGCCUGAGGUAUCCAUGAUGUCCAGGAUUGCUGAGCUUUAAUUUGUGUGACGUGGUUUUUCACAGGGUGCUCUCUUCAUCAUUCUACCAAAGUUUGUCCGUUUUUAAUCAGUGUUGAUUUUAAUAACAAUUUCAGGGUUUUUUAAAUCUUACUCUUAAUGUAGCCAUGUUCAGUGCUGGAGUAUCAGUCUGCAAUCUUCUUUGACCCAGUUAGACACACUCCAUGUCUUUAUGCCAAAAUAUACAUUUACAAGGGCUCUGAGACAUGAGGGUGCUGUAUUAUGAACAAAGAUUUAAUCUGUUUGUCAUGUAAAAGCCGGUGAAAACAAUGUUGUGUGUAAAUAUCUUUGUUUAUUCCCGUCAUCAUUUGUUUUCUCUCCCAUGUCAAGUUUGUUAAAACCCACGAAGAGCUCUCUGCCUCCAAGCUUCUGUUUUCUUGUUUUCAGUCAAUAUUACAAUCAGGGAUACAUUCAGAGUUCUUCACAUCUUUAAAUUUCACUUUUGUCUUUUAGUUUCAUCAUUACAAAUUGGCAGCCCGUAACUUGUUUUUGUUGAUUAGACAUUGUUGUCAUUCAGGUGCAUUUGUUCUUUCAAAAUAAGCAAACGCUGUCCAACGCUUCUAAACACGUAAAUAAGUCUCAGGAGAAAAGUUUGGCACCGAAUAUAACAUUUUUUAACAUUUCCUACUGCGCUGAGUGUAAUAUUAAACAUGAUAUUGUUCACAGAACGGUGCCUUCCUCUCUUUUUGAGUUUACUAUUCAUGUCCAGCCUUUAUUUAAUAUACUGUCAUUCCCAAAAAGCACCUCUUCCAGUGAAACUGAUUAAAAAGCUACAAAUGAUAUUGUUGUAUAGUCUU
This is a messenger RNA of Chelmon rostratus (copperband butterflyfish), 2707 nucleotides long. Its product is annotated as prolylcarboxypeptidase (angiotensinase C). NCBI's taxonomy places the organism in Eukaryota, Metazoa, Chordata, Actinopteri, Chaetodontiformes, Chaetodontidae. Gene Ontology annotation, molecular function: serine-type exopeptidase activity; dipeptidyl-peptidase activity. The coding region runs from base 331 to 1827 and encodes 498 amino acids. The transcript has 9 exons. The record is from RefSeq and is a predicted model, not a curated record. Gene Ontology annotation, biological process: regulation of blood vessel endothelial cell migration; negative regulation of systemic arterial blood pressure; proteolysis.